AUGAAGCCUUUGUCGCUGGACAUGCUGUUCUUACGGCGCCUAGGUACACUUCUUCGAUUGCUUUUUCCUUGGAAUCGACGUUCAAAAACAGGAUGGCUGGCAGUUAUUGUGCUCAUCACUUCGUUUUUAGAUCAAGUAGGAACAUAUUUCGUUGGCAUUCUUCCAAGUCAGUUCUACGUGGUCCUUGGGAAUAGAGAUUUAUCAGCAUUUCAUCUCCUCAUUGCGAAAGCCAUAGUUAUCGUUUUGGCAAAGUCGUUGUCUCUGACAUCCAUCAAAUACUUCACAUCACUGCUUGCUAUAAAAUGUCGCGAGUUAUGCAGCUAUACAUUGCAUAGGCUUUACUUCAAGAGACGAGCAUUUUACAAGCUCGGUACUGCCUCAGAAUCUCUCGAUAACGUUGAUCAGCGUCUUACACAAGACAUCGAGAAAACAACUCAAGUGCUUGCUGUCGAUCUUUUUGCACCAGUCAUUACAGCUCCCUUUAUCAUUCUCUAUUACUCUUACUUGACUUGGCAGAGCUCGGGUUGGUUGGGUCCAUUUACUAUUUACGUUUACUUCGCCAUCGUUACAACCGUGAAUCGUUAUUUGCUGUCCCCUAUUGUGAGCAUAGUUAAUGAAACAGAGAAGAGGGAAGGCGAUUUCCGUCAACGCCACAUGGAAGUUAGGACAAAUGUAGAAUCGAUUGCAUUUUACCAGUCUGGCCUUAUUGAAAACAUAAUGGCUAAUCAGAAACUGAAGGUUCUCCUGAAAACGAAGCAAAAGCUCAUUGAAUGGCGUUUUGUGCUCGGCCUAGUUACUAACGUAUUUGACUACUUUGGUGGGACAUUAUCGUAUCUAAUUAUUGCGAUCCCUAUAUUCAUGACGCACACUUAUGAUUCACUAUCUGGCACUGAGUUGAAUGGCGUUGUAUCGAUGAAUGCAUUUUUCUACCUCUAUCUGAUCUACAGCUUUACAAAUCUCAUUACUCUAUCGGAGAAACUAGGAGAUCUUGCUGGUGUCACUCAUAGAGUCGUCGAGCUCUUGGAGGAAUUACGCCGAUUGCAUUCUGACUGCCUUGAGACAGACAGACCGCCGUCAACUGUUCCUUCAAGUGUUGUUGUCAUAGCAAGUGAUGAUGAAGAAAAGGCUGUUGCCACCAGAGCGAUUGAGGAAUUGCACGGCAAACAGCUUUCCCUUGAGCGUGACUGUGACGAUGAGGAGGAAGCUCAAUUCCUCUUAGGAAACAAUGGUGGUCGUGAUGAUGAGUGUCCGGAUGAUGGCGUAGCUAUGACGAUAGACUCUGCAACUCUUACGGCUCCAAAUGAUGCUCAUAAUAUUAUUAUUGCAAACUUGUCCUUGCAAUUAAUCCAAGGACAAAACAUCUUGAUCACCGGUGACAGUGGUACUGGAAAAACCUCUUUGUUAAGAAUGUUUGCCGGAUUGUGGAAUAAUGUUUCGGGUAAAGUGGACCGACACUGGCGCGUGCGUCCUCAAAGCUUGCUAUUUGUGCCGCAGAAGUCUUACUUUCCAUCGGGAGGAGUUACAUUGAGACAACAGCUUGUUUAUCCUCUCAAAGCGCUUCCCGUCGAGAAAGAUCUCGUUCGAUUGACUCAAAUUCUUGAGUGGGUAAAAAUGGAGCAUUUGCUAGAACGAUGCCAAGGUUUCGAUCAUCCGGUCGAAUGGGACUGGAGUGAAACAUUGUCGCCUGGUGAACUGCAACGCCUUUCCAUGGCACGGGUUUUCUACACCAAACCACGAAUUGCUUUCCUCGAUGAGGCAACUAGUGCCAUUGGAUUUGAGAUGGAGAUGCAGCUUUACAGAAAAUUGCAAGAGGAGGAAAUCACUUUCGUGUCAGUUGGUCACAGAUUCUCCUUGAAACAAUUCCACGACAUGGAGUUGCGACUUCUUGGGAGGGGAGAAUGGUCGAUGUACGACAUCGACACGGCUUCAAUCGCCAGCCGUGCCGCCAGCCUUUUAGGCAAUGACACUGUUAUAUCAAUCCAAUCGAAUCAACAUCAAGUUUGA
Messenger RNA from Necator americanus (New World hookworm), 2004 nucleotides. RefSeq lists its product as uncharacterized. The record is from RefSeq and is a predicted model, not a curated record. Gene Ontology annotation, molecular function: long-chain fatty acid transmembrane transporter activity; ATP hydrolysis activity; ABC-type transporter activity. Gene Ontology annotation, biological process: peroxisome organization; fatty acid beta-oxidation; long-chain fatty acid import into peroxisome. Gene Ontology annotation, cellular component: peroxisomal membrane. Bases 1 to 2004 code for a protein of 667 amino acids. The transcript has 17 exons. NCBI's taxonomy places the organism in Eukaryota, Metazoa, Nematoda, Chromadorea, Rhabditida, Ancylostomatidae.